CAGUGUGACGCAAUCUGUAACUCAGUACUGAUUGGUCGCCGGCGCACCUUUAGAUCAGUACGCAUCCCUCCACUGCUGUGCCUGAAUGCGAGCAACCUACACAAGAUUCAACCAUGGAUCUUGUGCUGAACGUUGCGGACUAUUACGUCCUCACCCCGUACGUGUACCCCGCGUCGUGGCCCGAGGACGGGGCCCUGCGGCAGAUCCUCAGCCUGUUGGUGCUGACGAACCUCGGGGCCGCCGUCCUGUAUCUGGGCCUGGGGGCCAUCAGCUACUUCCUCAUCUUCGACCACAAUCUGAAGAAACACCCACACUUCUUGGAGAAUCAGGUCCAGCGGGAGAUCAAAUACGCGAUGACCUCUCUUCCCUGGAUCAGCAUCCCCACCGUGGCCCUGUUUUUCGCUGAAGUUAGAGGAUACAGCAAACUGUACGACAACGUCAGUGAUUCUCCGCUGGGUUGGCCCGGGCUCUUCCUGAGUAUGAUCUCCUUCCUGUUUUUCACUGACAUGUGUAUCUACUGGAUUCAUCGGUUCCUUCAUCACAAGCUUAUUUACAAGCUGUUUCACAAACCACACCACAUAUGGAAGGUUCCCUCUCCCUUCGCCAGCCAUGCCUUCCAUCCAGUAGACGGCUUCAUGCAGGGACUCCCGUACCACAUCUACCCCUUCCUCUUCCCCCUCCACAAGGUGCUCUACCUGGCCCUGUACAUCUUCGUCAACAUCUGGACCAUCUCCAUCCACGACGGUGACUAUCGCGUCCCCGGCGCUCUGACCAGCGUCAUCAACGGCUCGGCCCACCACACCGACCACCACCUCUUCUUCGACUACAAUUACGGCCAGUACUUCACCCUGUGGGACCGCGUGGGGGGCUCCUACAGGCACCCGUCGGCCCUCAUGGGCAAGGGUCCCCACGAUCUGAUCCGGAAACUUCAGGCAGAGGGAAAGUUGGGAGACGACGGAGUGAAUGGACAUUCUCAGAGAGGAGUCACACGUAAGGAGGAGUAGGGAGGAGUUGUAGUUUUUAUAAAGACAUUGUGCUACAUCCAUGCUGAGUUAGAAAACAUAUCGGAGCAUAAUUCGAGUUCCUGCACUGUACUUGCCAAAUAAGCCGCCGAGAGAUUUUAGAUCUGGAAUCAAACAUUCUACCCAUCAUGACUCUGACAUCCAGAGUCGCAGUGAUUGAAGCAGGAGGUGAGAAGAGGUGCUUACUGUAAAUGCCACGGUGCACAGAGAAAAGCUUUUUGCAAGCCAAGGCAGAGCCGAGAGACAUGAGGGGCAUCAAAAGGGUGGAGCUGCUACGUCUCCCACUGUGAACGUUCAUGAUUCAGAGCCGAGACUGGUGUCACAAAGAUCAACUUCCACUACACAUUAGAUUUUUAGCAGUUUGCGGUGGUAAGUUCAGGCUGAAUCUGAAAAACGUGGCAAAGCAACAACUGCUUCAAAGGAAAAUCCUGGUAUUUUUCAUUCCUUUUUGAUUAAUGCGUUGUUUACACUCGCCACCCCUUCAUAUAUUGAUACAGAGUGUAUGGAGGCGAGCAGCACAAGCACUUAAAGUUUGACAGCAAGUAAAAAGCCUGCUUGAUAUUGUAACUAACUGCAUACUUAGAGAGCAACCAGCAACAAAUACUCAGGUGGAAAAUUACCAUGAUUUUCUUUUAAGCCAAUAGGCAGCUCUGUUCCCUCCUGUAGAAAGAUUAUACCUUUUGGUACCAUUUAGCAUUUACAAGGCCAUUAUACGAGGAAAACUCACUGUGGCAAUAGCAGGAACGAGGAAUAGCAAUGAGUGUAAAUAGUUCUCAUGCUGUAGUCAACAGAAAACAAAGACCGAAGUGGUCUGUCUCUGUGGAACCACCUGUGUGGAACCACCACCUGAAGAAGCAACUGAUCUUCUUUUUCAAGUUUCUUGGUUCUUUGGUUCUACAAGGGUUGCUCAUGUACACUAAUUACAGAUCAAACAAUAAUUAAAUGUUUCCACUUUGAAAUGUA
Dicentrarchus labrax (European seabass) is the source of this 1985-nucleotide messenger RNA. RefSeq names its product lathosterol oxidase. NCBI's taxonomy places the organism in Eukaryota, Metazoa, Chordata, Actinopteri, Moronidae. Bases 114 to 1004 code for a protein of 296 amino acids. The transcript has 5 exons. Gene Ontology annotation, molecular function: iron ion binding; oxidoreductase activity. The record is from RefSeq and is a predicted model, not a curated record.